This is a messenger RNA of Vitis vinifera (wine grape), 2064 nucleotides long. RefSeq lists its product as uncharacterized. Bases 1 to 2064 code for a protein of 687 amino acids. The transcript has 3 exons. Lineage: Eukaryota; Viridiplantae; Streptophyta; Magnoliopsida; Vitales; Vitaceae. Gene Ontology annotation, molecular function: zinc ion binding. The record is from RefSeq and is a predicted model, not a curated record.
AUGACAUUUGAAGAAUUCACUCAGAAGGUCUUAGAAAAAUUCGACAUUUCCCUUCAUGUGAUGAGGAUGCACUACACCCUCAAGUUUAACCCUAGAGUCAUCCAAGAUUUAGAAGAUGAGGAUGACUUGGAUAACGUGGUUUCACAUAGUGAUGACUUUGCAAAUGUGUACAUAGUUAAGUCACCCGGUGUGGAAGCCAUAGAGGCAAAUAUACCGAAUACACAGUUGGCACUUGGAGGUCCACAUCCUACGUUUCCUUCAUCUAAUGCAUCAUGCGAUGCAAAUCCUAAUACUAUGAUGUUAUCAAGAGGUUUUGCAUCGCGUUGUGCAGAUACUGAGUACACCCCUUUCGAAUCGAAUCGGUUUCGUGAGGCAAUAUUAGGUUCCGGACAUACUUUUAAGAAUGCAGAUGAGUUUCGGAAUGCAAUAUACCAAAUGUCAUUAGCUGGAAGGUUUCAAUACAAGUACAAGAAAAAUUCACCUACCCAUAUGUCAGUAAAGUGUUCGGUUGAGGAUUGUCCUUGGAAGAUAACAGCUCAUGCUGUUGAAGGAAAUGAAAUAUUGCGAGUUUAUACUUACCAAGUUAAUCAUAAUCAUAUAGCUCAAGAUGAGUGUUCAUCUAAGGUGCGGGUUUCUUCCAAGAGAGGAGCUAUUGUUGUUGAAGACGUGUUUAGAACAACUCCAGAAUACCUUCCUCGACAACUUUGCAAGGAUUUUGAACGUGAUCAUGGAGUUCAAUUGACUUAUAACCAAGCAUGGCAUCUUAAAGAGAAGGCAAAAGAGCGUGUAUAUGGAUCUCCACGUGCGUCCUACGCGUAUUUGCCUUGGUUAUGCCAUAGGCUAAGGGAAAUUAACCCUGGAACUAUUGCCGAGUACACUUCUCAUGAAGGUCACUUCAAGCAAUUGUUCCUUGCCCACGCAUUUUCAAUUCAAGGGUUCACCAUGGGGUGUCGACCGGUAUUGGCUAUUGAUUCUUGCCACCUAAGUGGUCCAUACAAAGGAGCUCUUUUGUCUGCCAUUGCAUAUGAUGCAGAUGAUGGAAUGUUCCCUCUAGCCUUGGGUGUGGGGAUCCUAGAUGGUCAAGAAGUAAUUAUUAUAUCAGAUAGACAUCAAGGGAUAUUGCGUAGUGUUUCGGAGUUGUUUGGGGUAGAAAAUCACGCCUAUUGUUAUCGACAUGUCAAAGAGAACUUUUCAAGCUUCUUCAACAGGCAAAACAUUAGGGGAAAGAAAGGGAAAGAAGAUGCUUUGUUGCUUUUAGACAACAUUGCAUAUGCUCGGUUGGAUAUAGACUACAAUGAGGCGUUUGAAAAACUUGUGCGUUUUAAUGGCGACCUAGCAAGGUGGGUUGCGGAGAAUAGUCCGGAGCAUUGGGCGAUGUCAAAGUUCCUUAAAAAACGUUGGGAUAAAAUGACAACUAAUAUUGCAGAGUCCUUUAAUGCGUGGUUAAGAGAGGAACGCCACCAAACAAUUUAUACGUUGCUGAUGAUGCACAUGGAUAAGCUUGUAGCCAUGUUGGACACCCAUAUGCGUGGUACAAAUAAGUGGAAGAGCGUGGUUGGUCCCAAAACAGAGGAAAAUCUAAUGUCAAAUAUCACGAGAUCUGCUCCGAUUACUGUGAUGCCUUAUUUGGGUGGGACGUUCAAGGUUUUUACUGGAGAAGUUUAUUUGGUUGUGGAUAUGCAGCAACAUAAGUGUACAUGUCUAACAUGGCAAAUGUCCGGGUUGCCAUGUCCACAUGUAUGUGCUGUGAUCCGUACAUUGAGACACGAUGUGUAUGACUAUAUCGACCCAUGUUUUAAAGUCUCCACCCAACAGUUGAUUUACUCGGGUCAGUUUCAACCAUUACCAACACACAACAUGCCUAAAGUUUGUGAGGCUGGGACUUUGCAAGAUGGCGAAGGCAACGUAUUUCCUAGUCUCCAACCCCCGCAAGUGAGACGUCCUCCAGGAAGACCCCGCCAAAGGCGUAUUGAGUCACAAUUUAGCCAUAAGAGAGCUAUUCAUUGCUCUCGAUGCAAUGGCAUAGGUCACAAUCGGUCUAAAUGUAAUAAUCCAUUGCCGUGA